Rosa chinensis is the source of this 2582-nucleotide messenger RNA. Its product is annotated as cullin-1. Bases 113 to 2335 code for a protein of 740 amino acids. Gene Ontology annotation, biological process: ubiquitin-dependent protein catabolic process; protein ubiquitination. NCBI's taxonomy places the organism in Eukaryota, Viridiplantae, Streptophyta, Magnoliopsida, Rosales, Rosaceae. The record is from RefSeq and is a predicted model, not a curated record. Gene Ontology annotation, molecular function: ubiquitin protein ligase binding. The transcript has 3 exons. Gene Ontology annotation, cellular component: cullin-RING ubiquitin ligase complex.
AAAAAGGAUCACAAUAUACCCGAACCAGGAGAACACAGGGGUUUAGAGUUCAUCGACUCCACACCUCCGUAACGAUUAGGGUUUCGCUCUUUCGCUAGCUCUGUGACCAAAAAUGGGUGCCAAAAUCAUCCAAUUCGAUCAAGGAUGGAGCUGUUUGCAGAAGGGGAUCACGAAGCUGAAGAAGAUUCUAGAGGGAGCUCCGGGUGGUCAUUUCAGUUCAGAGGAGUACAUGGCUCUCUACUCAACCAUCUACAACAUGUGCAGUCAAAAUUCCCCAAAUUAUUCUCAGCAGUUGUAUGAGAAAUACGGCGAGUCGUUGACGGAGUACAUCAGAGCGACGGUGCUGCCCUCCAUCGCCGAGAACCACGGUGAGUUUAUGCUGCGGGAGUUCGUGAAUAGAUGGGCCAAUCACAAGGUCAUGGUCAGGUGGCUCUCUCAUUUCUUUAGUUAUCUUGAUCGCUGGUUCGUUUCGCAGAAAAGUUUGCCUAGAUUGAAGGAAGCCGGGCUUGUUGUUUUUCGGGAGUGUGUUUAUGAGAAGGUAAAGAGCAAUGUCGUGGCUUGUGUGAUUGGUUUUAUUGAUAAGGAGCGGGAAGGGGGUCGGAUUGAUAGGGGUUUGUUGAAGAAUGUGGUGGAUGUGUUUGUGGAAGUUGGGAUGGGGCAAAUGGGUGGUUAUGAAGUGGACUUUGAGGCGGAGAUGCUUGCGGAUAGUGGUGAGCAUUAUUCGCGCAAAGCGGUGAGUUGGAUUUUGGAGGAUUCUUGCCCGGAUUACAUGGUGAAGGCAGAGGAAUGCUUGAGGAGGGAGAAGGAGAGGGCUUCUCAUUACUUGCAUUCGAGCAGUGAGCAGAAGCUGGUGGAGAAAGUGCAGCAUGAGCUGUUGGUGGUUCAUGCACACCAGCUAAUCGAUAAAGAGCAUUCUGGAUUUCGUGCUUUGAUUCGUGGUGAUAAGGUGGAGGAUUUGUCUAGGAUGUUCAGGCUGUACCAUAAGAUACCUAAAGGCUUGGAGCCUGUUGCUAAUGUGUUUAAACAACAGGUUACUGAUGAAGGUAAGGCCUUGGUUCAGCAGGCCGAAGAUGCUGCGAGUAGCCAGCAGGGUUCGAACGGAGCUGGGGCAGAAGUGGGACUGGUCCUUAUCAGGGAAAUUUUGGAGCUCCAUGAUAAGUAUAUGGCGUAUGUCACUGGUUGCUUUAUGAACCACUCGGUCUUUCACAAGGCUUUGAAAGAGGCUUUUGAGGUGUUUUGCAAUAAAUCUGUUGCUGGGAUUUCUAGUGCCGAAUUACUUGCUGGAUUCUGUGAUAAUUUACUCAAGAAGGGGACUAGUGAAAAGUUGAGUGAUGAGAUCAUUGAGGAAACUCUUGAGAAGGUUGUUGUGCUGCUUGCUUAUUAUAGUGACAAAGACCUUUAUGCAGAAUUCUGUAGGAAAAAGCUUGCCCGUCGGCUGCUAUUUGAUCGGAGUUGCAACGAAGAUCAUGAGAAAAGUUUUCUAACCAAGCUGAAACAGCAAUGUGGUGGACAGUUUGCCUCAAAGAUGCAGGGAAUGGUCACAGAUAUGACACUGGCAAAGGAUAUUCAGACCAAUUUCGAACAAUAUCUUGGAACCAAUCCAAAUGUUAAACCUGGGAUUGACUUAUCAGUCACUGUUCUUAAAACUGGUUGCUGGCCAAAUUACAAAUCAUCUGAUCUUAACCUUCCCCAAGAGAUGGUCAAGUGCGUUGAAGUGUUCAAAGGAUUCUAUGAUUCACAAACAAAACGCAGAAAAUUGGCAUGGAUUUACUCAUUGGGAACUUGCAACAUUGUUGGCAAGUUUGAACCAAAACCCAUUGAAUUGGUUGUAUCAACCUACCAAGCUGCUCUCCUGCUGCUAUUCAAUGAUUCAGAUAGAUUAAGCUUUUCAGAAAUAUUGACUCAGCUAAAGCUUACCAAUGAGGACUUGGUUAGAUUGCUUAGUUCACUGUCGUGUGCCAAGUAUAAGAUCCUCAUUAAGGAGCCAAAUACGAAGACUGUUAAGCCAGAUGACAACUUUGUGUUCAAUUCUAUGUUCACUGACAAAAUGAGGAAAAUUAGGAUUCCUCUCCCGCCAAUGGUUGAUGAAAAGAAAAAGGUGACUGAAGAUGUUGACAAAGAGCGGAAGUAUGCUAUUGAUGCUGCACUUGUGAGGAUUAUGAAGAGUCGGAAAGUUUUGGGUCAUCAAAAAUUAGUCAUGGAAUGUGUUGAGAUGGUGCAGAGCAUCUUCAAGCCAGACAUCAAAACAAUUAAGAAGCGCAUUGAAGAUCUCAUUACCCGUGAUUACCUGGAGAGGGACCAUGAAGACUCUAAUAUGUUCAAGUAUGUUGCCUAACUGAAGGUACCAUUUGAGUCUUAAUAGGACUCUACAGGAACAUGAUGUGCCUUUUCACCCUCUUGUGCAGGGCUUUUAGAAAAUCUAGGUUUUUUGUGCAAUUCUAACUGUCUAUCACAGUACUGGGUUACUUGAAAUGGCAUGUGCAGUGAUUACUCUUUUCAAACUUUUGAUUACAGUUGACUGACAGAUAUGGUUUCUAAAUCAGAAAUUGUUUUGCAAUUUGUUGUCAUCAAAAUUAUUUUAA